AUGUCUAUCCCAGAAACCCAAAAAGGUGUCGUUUUCUACGAAAAUGGUGGUGAAUUACAAUACAAAGAUAUCCCAGUCCCAACCCCAAAACCAAAUGAAAUUUUAAUCAAUGUUAAAUACUCUGGUGUUUGUCAUACUGAUUUACACGCUUGGAAAGGUGAUUGGCCAUUACCAACCAAAUUACCAUUAGUUGGUGGUCAUGAAGGUGCCGGUGUUGUUGUUGCUAAAGGUGCUAACGUUACCAAUUUUGAAAUUGGUGAUUAUGCUGGUUAUACUCAUGAUGGUUCAUUCCAACAAUAUGCUACCGCUGAUGCUGUUCAAGCUGCUAAAAUUCCAGCUGGUACUGAUUUAUCAGAAGUUGCUCCAAUCUUAUGUGCUGGUGUUACUGUUUACAAAGCUUUAAAAACUGCUGAUUUAGAAGCUGGUCAAUUUGUUGCCAUCUCAGGUGCUGGUGGUGGUUUAGGUACUUUGGCUAUCCAAUAUGCUAGAGCUUUAGGUUUAAGAGUUUUAGCUAUUGAUGGUGGUGAUGAUAAAGGUGAAUUAGUUAAAUCUUUAGGUGCUGAAAUUUACAUUGAUUUCACUAAAACUAAAGAUAUUGUUGCUGAUAUCAUUAAAGCUACUGAUGGUGGUCCACAUGGUGUUAUUAACGUUUCAGUUUCUGAAAAAGCUAUUGAACAAUCAACUGAAUAUGUUAGACCAACUGGUACUAUUGUUUUAGUUGGUUUACCAGCUGGUGCCGUUGCUAAAGCUCAAGUCUUUGGUGCUGUUGUUAAAUCAGUUUCUAUUAAAGGUUCAUAUGUUGGUAACAGAGCUGAUACUAGAGAAGCUAUUGAUUUCUUCACCAGAGGUUUAGUUAAAGCUCCAAUUAAAGUUGUUGGUUUAUCUGAAUUACCAAAAAUUUAUGAUUUGAUGCAACAAGGCAAAAUCUUGGGUCGUUAUGUUGUUGAUACCUCUAAAUAG
Messenger RNA from Hansenula ciferrii, 960 nucleotides. It is a transcript of the gene ADH1, whose product is annotated as zinc-dependent alcohol dehydrogenase. The transcript is spliced from 2 exons. The record is from RefSeq and is a predicted model, not a curated record. Bases 1 to 960 code for a protein of 319 amino acids. Gene Ontology annotation, molecular function: zinc ion binding; oxidoreductase activity. Lineage: Eukaryota; Fungi; Ascomycota; Saccharomycetes; Phaffomycetales; Wickerhamomycetaceae.